Eimeria mitis is the source of this 735-nucleotide messenger RNA. RefSeq lists its product as uncharacterized. The coding region runs from base 1 to 735 and encodes 244 amino acids. The transcript has a single exon. The record is from RefSeq and is a predicted model, not a curated record. Lineage: Eukaryota; Apicomplexa; Conoidasida; Eucoccidiorida; Eimeriidae. Gene Ontology annotation, biological process: peptidyl-proline hydroxylation to 4-hydroxy-L-proline. Gene Ontology annotation, molecular function: procollagen-proline 4-dioxygenase activity. Gene Ontology annotation, cellular component: endoplasmic reticulum.
AUGAAUUUUGGGGGGUUGUUUUAUUUUGUCCUUAUUUUCGCCUUAGACGUCGAAGAAGGAGGGUACACGCACUUCACGCGCCUGGGCCUGAAGAUUGGACCGUCCCAGGGCAGCGCGGUGUUGUGGAGCAACGUGACCCCUACGGGGCAGGUAGAUUUCCGAACGAUGCAUGCAGGUGUGUCUCCUACAAAAGGCACGAAGUAUGUCGUUAACUGCUUCUUCAACGAGGCUGUUGUAAGGCACGAAAAGCCGCCGGCUCUCUUGCCCCUUGAGCCCCCACAGGGCAUCCCGGACUUCCAGCAGCAGCGGACAGGUGCAGGGUCUCCUCCACCAGCAGAAACUGGAAAGAACACUGCAAUGCGUGACUCAGUCAAUGCAAACGGACGAUUCCCUCCACACACUGAGCAUUCGCAGCCUCAACAACUGCAGCAGCAGCAGCUAGAGACUAGCAAAAUUUGGGGUUCGCAGCACCGUCCGGUUUGGGGGCUUCCCGGCACCGAAGCACGUGGCAAGCAGACGUUCUGUCCAGCCGUGCUUUUUUCGCUGCCCCAGCAACAGUUGCAGCAGCACGCGAUGCCGCACGGGACCGUCUACCCUACCCCAGGGUGGAUGGUGGGUGGCGCAAAGCUGCCGGGGGCUCCCGUGGGGCUUCCUUUCACAGCCACCGGCUCUCCGCCUGCUGGGUGGCGCAGCCAUGCAGCUGGGAGCUUGCCCUUAGAUCAACGGUGGAUGUGA